AUGGCGAUUCGGCCGAGAACACGUAAAAGGGUUCAAGCUGCUCGUCGUGCUGCCGAUGGAAGCGCUUUUGAGAAAUGUGAAGAAUGUGGUGAUACGAUUGCGAUUGCCCUGUUUGAUAUGCACGAGUGCGGAGAGAGAAAGAGGGAGGUGAAGAGAUUCAAGUGCAUUUCGAGUGGCAAAGUCGGGAUUAUCUCGAAACCUGUCGGGAGCUUUGAAGAUGAGCCCAGAUCACCAUUCAUCUUCUUCUUGUACAGUAACCAAAACCUUCCUCUGGAAAAUUACGGUGGAAACUUGGGGGAUGCUAUUGCUAACAGAAUGAUUUUCAACGUGUGGAAUGACAUGUCAAAAGAGGAACGGAAACCAUUCAUAGACCGUGCUUCAGAAGUUGAUUUGGCACACAACAUGAAACUAAACGAAGAAGCUCAAAGUUUUUGUAAGGCAGAUGACGAGGCGGAUUCGAAAGAUGUUGGGAAAUUUGACAAGGGCUAUGAGAGAUACGAUCAUGAAGAGGAGGACUGUGAUUCGUCGGAUGAUUUUGGCCAUGAGUUUUGGGACGACGAUUCUCUCCCGGAGUUGUGA
Microthlaspi erraticum is the source of this 579-nucleotide messenger RNA. NCBI's taxonomy places the organism in Eukaryota, Viridiplantae, Streptophyta, Magnoliopsida, Brassicales, Brassicaceae. The record is from the annotation of a GenBank genome assembly.